Molecule: messenger RNA, 1211 nt
Organism: Mangifera indica (mango)
Lineage: Eukaryota; Viridiplantae; Streptophyta; Magnoliopsida; Sapindales; Anacardiaceae
Product: probable CCR4-associated factor 1 homolog 6
Exons: 2
Coding region: 338-1162 (274 amino acids)
Cellular component (GO): CCR4-NOT core complex; CCR4-NOT complex; P-body
Molecular function (GO): nucleic acid binding; poly(A)-specific ribonuclease activity
Source: RefSeq, a predicted model, not a curated record
AAGCGACUGUACCUCUGUUUCAUCUCUCUCUCUCUCUUGAAUUUUACAAUGAAAGCAUAUCAAGGCUCGAGCCUUAUCACCUGUUCUUUCUUGUCCAAAACCUCCUUUUAAAAAUUUCAUCUUUUUAAUCUCAUUUCCCCUUAAACCUCAUUUGUCUCUUGUCAAAAUCCCAAUUUUUUAAAUUUUUUUCUAAAACUUCUGUGAGAUACCACCCUAUGUUGAAAAAAUAAAAAAUUAAAAAACUACUCUCUUCUUCAACCGUUGCUACAGACCGAGAUAUUGGUAUUCAUUAGGUUCUUUAUGUAUUGCUUGUGUUUUGGCGAGAGCAGAGGAGAAAAUGUCAGUUUUGCCUACAAGCGAAUCAAUUCACAUUCGUGAUGUAUGGAACGAUAAUCUUGAGCAUGAGUUUACUUUAAUCCGGGAUAUCAUUGAUGAUUUUCCUUACAUUGCAAUGGAUACAGAGUUUCCGGGAAUCGUUCUACGUGUAAUAGGGAAUUUCAAGAACAGUUCUGAUUAUAAUUACCAAAACUUGAAAGCUAAUGUUGAUCUCUUGAAGUUAAUCCAAUUAGGUCUCACGUUUGCUGAUGAGAAAGGGAAUUUACCAAAGUGUGGGACUGAUAAGUACUGUGUGUGGCAAUUCAAUUUUCGUGAGUUCAACCCUGAUGAAGAUGUGUAUGCUUAUGAUUCUAUUCAAUUGUUGUGCCAAAGUGGCAUUGAUCUGAAGAUGAACUGUGAAAAGGGUGUUGAUGCAUAUAGAUUUAGUGAACUCUUGAUGUCGUCUGGGAUUGUUUUGAACGAUUGUGUGCAUUGGGUUACAUUUCAUAGUGGAUAUGAUUUUGGGUACUUGCUUAAGCUAUUGACUCGCAAGGAUUUGCCGGACACACAGGCAGGGUUUUUUGAGUUGAUCAAGAUGUAUUUCCCUAUUCUUUAUGAUAUCAAGCAUCUGAUGAAGUUUUGCAAUAGCCUUUACGGUGGGUUGAACAAGCUUGCGGAGCUGUUGGAAGUGGAGAGAAUUGGGAUUUGUCACCAAGCCGGUUCAGAUAGUUUGCUUACUUGUUGUACAUUUAUGAAACUGAAAGACAAUUUCUUUAAAGGUUCACCUGAGAAAUAUGCUGGUGUUUUGUAUGGUCUUGGAGUUGAGAAUGCACAGAUUACUCAUUGAAAGAAAGGAAAAGAAAUAAAAUGAAAAUUAUAGAAGCAUUUGUAGACUA